Messenger RNA from Thunnus maccoyii (southern bluefin tuna), 4327 nucleotides. RefSeq names its product dual specificity tyrosine phosphorylation regulated kinase 3 (gene dyrk3). The coding region runs from base 828 to 2630 and encodes 600 amino acids. Gene Ontology annotation, biological process: peptidyl-serine phosphorylation; peptidyl-threonine phosphorylation; positive regulation of cell cycle G2/M phase transition. NCBI's taxonomy places the organism in Eukaryota, Metazoa, Chordata, Actinopteri, Scombriformes, Scombridae. Gene Ontology annotation, molecular function: ATP binding; protein serine/threonine kinase activity; protein serine/threonine/tyrosine kinase activity. The transcript has 6 exons. The record is from RefSeq and is a predicted model, not a curated record. Gene Ontology annotation, cellular component: nucleus.
GCACCGCCCUCCUCCCUCCCUCUGUUUGCCUGCUGAUUCCGGACUCCGUGAAGACGCCCUUAGCAACAACACACAGCAGCGUCGAAUAAGAUACUCGUACCGCAGACAGGACGGAUUAAACACCACCACUUUAUUGCACCGACUACAGGUGAAGGCUAUUGUCCGAAGGGGAUGCCUCGGUUGUUUCUGCAGUUGAACAUGGGGCGUGAGUUCAGCUAGCGAGCAGCCCCAAGCUGUCCCGAAAGGAGGGCAAUUCCGGGGGGUUCAACGAGUGGUAGCAUCGCUGUUUGCUAACCGGGAAUAAGCACGGGAAUGGUGCUCUGGAUCGACUCACUGUACCGACAGAGAGAGGCGAGGGGCACACGGGUCAGACCACCAAGCUGUAAUAAUUGGACUCAAACUAUUUUUAAGAGAGGGAGCGGCUCUCCAGCGGACGAUUGUUUUUGUGGCUGUGCGAGCUAGCUGGCUGGCUAGCUGAGGGAAACGACCCCCACCGCCCGCCUGCUCAGGUUUUUCCAACUGCAGCCAAGGCUAAUGUUAGCCAGCACACUGAACACACAAGUGUGCGGUUUAAAUAAAAAACAAGGAUAAAUUACAGUUAAAAUCAAGGAGAAAGCUAGCUAACCCCGAAGGAGGAAGAUAACCCGAGUUAGUUCAGGAGAAAGCAUAACUCCGGGGUACUUUAGCAAACACGCACGGCAAAGUUUUAAAUGCUAUUAGCUAAGCUGGCUACGUGACUCUACUUUGAAUCUUUGUUUCACACGUUGUUUUUUUUACUUUGGAUUUUUUUUCACUUCGGAUGCUGGCAUCACAUUUUAAAUGCAAUCAUGAUGAUAAUAAGCAGAAAACCAGAGGGCCCAAUAGCAACAGCACGCCAUGGUGACGGCCUGUAUGACUCGUACAUGAGGACAGACCACAUCCUUAAAGACGAGGCGGAUACAAACAGUCCGUCUGGGCUGCCCCCCAUGCCCAAACACACAGUUGUCAGUAACAAGGGCGUAAUGAGGGAUCAGGUAACCGUGCGAGGUGGCCAGCUAAAGGUCAAGUACCUGUAUGAAGACUCCACCAACAAUCGAAAGAUCAAUGCCAUAACUACAGCAACCAUUCAGAACAGUGGGACCACUGGUCAGAUGCCCAGUAAACCUGCCCCAGUCUCCAGCCUGUCCAAGGAGCACAGUGUAGACAGCACUGAAUCCAGUAAGGGCUCCAGUGAAUCCUCUGGCUCACAUGGAGUUGGGAAUAGCGGGAAGCUGUGUGGCCCUCUCACUCCUGACCAGGCUCUGAGACUGUACCGAUCUCAACUGACCACCCUGGAGCAGACAGAGAUCCACUCCUACCCAGACAUCUACUACGUGGGACCCAAUGCCAAGAAGAGGCCUGCCGUUGCUGGAGGCAACAACAAUUGUGGCUACGAUGAUGAGCAGGGUGGCUACAUCCACGUCCCCCAUGACCACCUGGCUUACCGCUAUGAGUUUCUCAAGAUUAUUGGUAAAGGUAGCUUCGGUCAGGUGGCCAAGGUAUACGACCACAAACUGCAGCAGCAUCUGGCUCUGAAAAUGGUUCGUAACGAGAAGCGUUUCCACCGGCAAGCGCAGGAGGAGAUCCGCAUCCUGGAGCACCUGCGCAAGCAGGAUCGCAGCGGCACCAUGAAUGUUGUGCACAUGCUCGAAAAUUUCACCUUCCGCAACCACAUCUGCAUGACCUUUGAGCUGCUGAGCAUGAACCUGUAUGAGCUUAUUAAGCGCAACAAGUUCCAGGGUUUCAGCCUGCCUCUGGUGAGGAAAUUUGCUCACUCUAUACUGCAGUGCCUGGAGGCCCUGAGCAGGCACAGAAUCAUCCACUGUGACCUCAAGCCUGAAAACAUCCUGCUCAAACAGCAGGGACGCAGCGGCAUUAAGGUGAUUGACUUUGGCUCCAGCUGCUUUGAACACCAGCGGGUGUACACCUACAUCCAGUCUCGUUUCUAUCGAGCUCCAGAGGUGAUCCUUGGCUCGCGUUACGGCCUACCUAUCGAUAUGUGGAGCUUCGGCUGCAUACUGGCUGAGCUGCUGACUGGCUACCCCCUGUUCCCUGGAGAGGACGAGGGUGACCAGCUGGCCUGUGUCAUGGAGCUGCUGGGCAUGCCUCCACAGAAGGUUCUGGAGCAGGCCAAAAGGGCAAAGAACUUCAUCAACUCCAAGGGCCACCCUCGCUACUGUGGAGCCAACACCCUGCCCACAGGGGCCACUGUGCUGACGGGGUCUCGCUCUCGCCGUGGUAAGAUGAGAGGCCCUCCAAGUAGCAAGGAGUGGAGUGCUGCGCUCAAGGGCUGUGAGGACCCCACCUUUACUGACUUCAUAAAGAAGUGUUUAGACUGGGACCCCUCGUCUCGUCUAACCCCCAGCCAGGCACUCAGGCACCCUUGGCUGUAUCGCCGGCUGCCCAAACCCCUACCUGGGACCGAGAAGAGCCAAGGGCCCACUGUGAAACGGAUCCCGGAGCACCACAGCACCUCCUUCCCCUCUAUCCUGGCCAAAGGGGGGCCUGGCUUAGGCACCACAGCUGCCAACAACAAACUGCGGAGCAACAUGAUGGGAGAUUCAGGGGAGGCCAUACCACUUCGCACGGUCCUACCCAAACUUGUCUCUUAGAGAGAGAGUCCUUCUAAUCUCCUCUCUCCCUCCACUUCCUCCUCCUCUGCACUCCUCAGGAGGAGUCAGAGUGCAGGAGAAAGUGGAACCUAGGUUUUAAAACUCGUUUGGUUGUUCUUUUAUUUGUUUUCUACUGAGAGGUGUCGACACCCCCAGUUCCUGGUUUUUAAUAUUAGCUGAACAGAAAGAGAGAGACAAUAAAAGAAAAACUCUAAAAAGUUUUUAUACAGAGGAUUUCCUUGAGCGGCUGUGGAAUUUCUGUAUACAGCCAUUGAUAAGGUUUGAUUUAGAUAAUGCUUUUUAAAAAAAAAAAAAAAACUUCCUCGUGUGAGUGGACAGCUUCGUAAAUGAGCAAAUGUUUUUAACCUGUGUGUGUUCUCUCAUGAGUGUUUUGUUUUAGUAAAAGACACUCAAGCACACCUGCACUGUCACUUGUCUUUCUUAACACUCAGAGGACACCAUCCUUUCUGGGGAAGUGUUUGUACGAGUGAAACUUGAAAAGGGCUACAGAGAUUACUCUUACAGGUUAGAGUUACAAAGCAAAGAAAAAAAAUCAUGCUCUAGUGUUUGGGCCCUGCACACACUGACACAGUUGACAAAAAUGCCUUCACAUAGGUAAUGAGGGAUUGGCAUUAUGCAGUGAAUAAUUAGGAGAACAUGUUUUUAGCAAUAAGUCUUCACCUCCUCGUUUUGUUUUGUUUUUUUUCCUAAUACUGCUCUUCUUUUCUACCUUUCCUGAUCCCUGGUGCUUGCAUGUCAGCUCAAUAUGUGACAUUAGUAUGUGUGUGUGCUUUAGCUUUGUGGUGCUACUGUGGGAGACAUCAAGAGGGUAUAGGACAACCUAUUUACAGCCCCUUCUUCCUCCUAACUCCCUGCCUGAGUGGAAAGAGGGGGGUUGGGAGGACGGUAGCUCCACUCUAACUCUGUCACAAAGGUGUCAUCGCCACACUCGGUACUUCACAAAAUGGUUUGUGUGAGACUGCAGUGUGAGGCUGGCUCACUGAUAGAUAUAUAUAUAGAGAGAGAGAGAGAAAGAGAGCUGCAAGUCAUUGCACAUACACACCUGUGGGGUGAUUGCCAGGAAAGUUGUCUUCACAAAGUUAAAGUUUGUACGAAUGUCACCCUCCCAUGCCCCUAAUUGGCUGCUGUGAUUGUUGGCAGUGGUGCAUUAGUCCAAAUGGAAGAAUAGUGUAAGGAGAGAGAGAUCAUGGGAUAAUAUGAAAGAUGGUAUGUUAAAUAUGAGCCAAGAUGUAUUUUUUUUUUUGUUUUUUUUUUCUCUCUCUCUGGGGGAGGUGUAGAGGAGACAGGCCAGUGACAAAGAAGGGUUUUUAAGGUACUGAAGAAAGAAGUGUUUCUCAGGGAGACAUACUUGAUACAUCCCUUACUCUUAUAUACGCUCUCUUCCACUCGCAGUCCUGUUUCCUGACUAUGGAUGAACAUGCAUGCAGUUCUGUCCACUAAGAGCGAGAGAAUGCAUACAUGAGUGCGUCUGCGAAGGGGGUCUGCAUGCUCCACAAUCUGACCUAGAUUCCCCCCCACCCCACCCCACACACACACACACACACACACACACACACACAAAACCUCUUUCUCGUUUUCUCACUCUUGUCUCAUGUAGGGCAGGGAACCUCUUAAACUCACACAUAUACUAUAUAGUGAAUUAUGGUGCUGUCCAAACGCGCACACACACACACACA